AUGGACGGGAAGAGGGUGGAGAUAGACGGCGGGAUCAUGGAGGGGGGUGGGCAGAUUUUGAGAGUGUCCACGGCCCUGAGCUGUCUGCUGGGCCUGCCGCUGACGGUGCGCCGGAUCCGCGCCGGAAGAAGCCAGCCCGGCCUCAGUACAGGGGGACACUUCUCAAAAGUAUUCUUAAAGGUGCUAACAAGGCCUCAGCAUCUGUCUGGAUUGGAGAUCAUUCGAGAUCUAUGUGAGGGUAAGCUGGAAGGUGGAGAAAUUGGCUCAACAGAAAUAAUCUUCACUCCUGGGAAGAUCAAAGGUGGAACCCACAUAGCAGAUACAAAAACAGCAGGGAGUGUGUGUCUACUGAUGCAGGUAGCAAUGCCCUGUGUGCUGUUUGCUGCUUCCCCAUCAGAACUUCAUUUAAAAGGUGGGACUAAUGCUGAGAUGGCUCCUCAGAUAGACUACACAGUCAUGGUUUUCAAGCCAAUAGUUGAAAAGUUCAAUUUCACGUUUAAUUGUGACAUAAAAAAGAGGGGCUACUACCCUCAGGGAGGUGGCGAAGUUGUAGUCCAGAUGUCACCAGUCAAAGAGUUGAGCCCAAUAAACUUAACAGAACGUGGCACAGUGACAAAGAUAUAUGGAAGAGCAUUUGUUGCUGGAGCGUUGCCUAUAAAACUGGCAAAAGACAUGUCAGCAGCAGCAGUGAGAUGCAUCAGAAAAGAAAUCAGAGAUCUUUACAUUAACAUUCAGGCCGUUCGAGAACCUGAUGAUCAAGCUGUUGGGACUGGAAGUGGAAUAAUCGUUGUUGCAGAGACUUCAACAGGUUGUUUGCUAGCUGGGUCAUCACUUGGCAAGAGAGGAAAGAAUCCUGACAAAGUUGGCAUUGAAGCAGCUGAGAUACUGCUUAAAAAUCUUAAACAUGGUGGAACUGUGGAUGAUUCUCUGCAAGACCAACUGAUUAUUUUUAUGGCGCUAGCGAAGGGAGUCUCUAGAGUGAAAAGUGGACCAAUUACACUUCAUACUCAAACAGCUAUACACUUUGCAGAGCAGCUAACAAAGGCCAAAUUUACUGUGACAAAGUCAGAAGAAGAUGAUCCCAGUAAAGAUACCUACAUCAUUGAGUGCCAAGGAAUGGGGAUGACAAACUCAAACUUAUAGGGUAAAAAGAAAAAGAGAAGCAGCAAGAUGACAAAAGUAAAACUCAACAUACCUCAGUGAUGCAUUGCACUACAUUUCGAUACACAUGUGAACAGGAGGAGCCUUCUGUCGCAUCUGAGUGAUUUAACUCCAAGCACGAUGUCGAGUUUUUCCUUCAUGUGCUAAGAAUGG
This is a messenger RNA of Indicator indicator, 1314 nucleotides long. It is a transcript of the gene RTCA, whose product is annotated as RNA 3'-terminal phosphate cyclase. Gene Ontology annotation, cellular component: nucleus. Gene Ontology annotation, molecular function: RNA-3'-phosphate cyclase activity. The coding region runs from base 1 to 1143 and encodes 380 amino acids. The transcript has 13 exons. Gene Ontology annotation, biological process: RNA processing. NCBI's taxonomy places the organism in Eukaryota, Metazoa, Chordata, Aves, Piciformes, Indicatoridae. The record is from RefSeq and is a predicted model, not a curated record.